AUGGGUAAUGUUUUUAGUUCAUGUUGUGAUCAGAGAAAGUCACAUACUCCAUACGAUCCAUUUAUAUAUGAUGAAGAAUAUGAAGAAUAUCAUAGUCCGAAUAUAGGAGUAGUAGUAGAAAUGCUUGCAUUUGCAGACUGUAAAGAAGAAAUAUUAAACCCUCAUGUAACAAAUACAUAUCAACCUCCAGCACCAAUCUUAUUGGAACAAACAAAUUAUAGAAACUCUGAUCUAUACAGUAGUAAUAAUUCAAGUAGUCAUAAUCAACAACAGCAACAACAACAAUACCAUCAACAACAACAAAGUUAUUAUGAAAACUAUACCUCUUCACAACAAUACAAUGAUUAUCAUCAAGACAAUAACAAUGACCAUAACCAAUCGUAUCAACCUUUUCCAGAGGUAGAAGAUGAUCAAAAUGAAGAUGUUACAUUUGAUACCAAUUAUCAAGAAAAUUACCAACAACAACAGAGAGAAUCGUCAUCAACAUCAACAUUACCAACCAUUAUUGAGACUUCUACUACAUCCACUACUUCAACGCAACCAAUAACAACUUGGCAACAACCUCAACAAACUCAACCUCAACAACAAUCACCAGUUAAUAGAAACUUGACCAAUUUAAAUAGUAGUAAUGGUAGUGGUAAUGGUAGUGGUAGUAGAAACUUUAAUAAUAGUUCACAGGAUAAAUUCUAUCCACGAUAUAUGAACUUUACCGAAUCUGUAUAUAUGGCGCAACCACCUUCAUCUGAACUAGGCAUUACCGAUUCUGUUGUAGAUUCUUUGGUUUUUGGUCUUGAAAACAAGAAUAAAACAACAAUCGAUAAUAAUAAUAUUAAUAACAAUAGUAAUCAAUUCCAACCAUCAUCAUCACCUCAACCAUUAACAUCAUUAUCAUCUACUACUACUAGUACAACAACAACCUCUACUACUACCACUUUUAGACCAACAGUAACACAAAUAACAUCACCAACUUUAAAUGAUAGCAUUAGUAAUACUAGUAGUUUGGCAAAUUCUCAGUACCAAGACUCAACUCUUUUGAGUGACGAAUCACUUUACUAUGACGCACAAGAUUAA
Molecule: messenger RNA, 1071 nt
Organism: Cavenderia fasciculata
Lineage: Eukaryota; Evosea; Eumycetozoa; Acytosteliales; Cavenderiaceae
Exons: 3
Coding region: 1-1071 (356 amino acids)
Source: RefSeq, a predicted model, not a curated record